CGCCCCAAAGCUGUGAUUCGAAACGGAAGUGGUUCGAUACGGUGUUUCGAGUCCACCCAUCAUUAAGGAGGACGGGCCAGCUGACCAAGAGCAGGAGGAGGUGCAGGCACAGCCGGGCUGCUGAAGGAGCUGCUAUUCCGACACACUGGCGUGUUGAACGGAGUGAACCUGCGGCGUAAUCCGGUGUUGAUUCCCCGCCGGCAGCGACCAUCCAUCCGUUUCAUGGGGAGUUUAGUUAGCUAGGCUAACUAGCGUUUAUUAAAAUAACAAGUAUUAAAGGAGCAUCAGACUGUGCUUUUGCAAUUUUGGACUUAGAAUUAUUUCGGAGUACUGUAACUAGUAGUUUUAGUUGCAUUUUAAAAUGUCUAUAUUACCGUUCACUCCUCCAAUCGUGAAGAGGCUCCUUGGCUGGAAGAAGGGAGAGCAGAACGGGCAAGAGGAGAAAUGGUGCGAAAAGGCUGUGAAAAGUCUUGUGAAGAAGUUGAAAAAGACGGGACAGUUGGAAGAGUUGGAAAAGGCCAUCACAACACAGAAUGUCAACACAAAAUGCAUAACCAUACCCAGGUCUUUAGAUGGGCGUCUCCAGGUCUCCCACAGAAAAGGUCUUCCUCAUGUGAUCUACUGCCGCUUGUGGCGCUGGCCAGACCUGCAGUCCCAUCAUGAACUGAGAGCUGUUGACCACUGUGAAUUUGCCUUCCACACCAAGAAGGAUGAAGUGUGCAUCAACCCCUACCACUACCAGAGGGUGGAGACGCCAAUUUUGCCUCCUGUCUUAGUACCACGACAUAUGGAUAUCCCCGCAGAGUUCUCAUCGCUGGAUGACUGCAGUCCAUCCAUUCCUGAGAACACUAACUUCCCUGCUGGUAUUGAGCCCCAGAGUAACUAUAUUCCCGAAACUCCCCCACCAGGGUAUCUGAGUGAGGAUGGUGAGACAAAUGAUCACCAACUCAACCACAGCAUGGAGACAGGUUCACCUAGCCUAUCGCCCAAUCCUGUGUCACCCACAAACAGUAAUCUUGACUUACAACCUGUGACAUACUGCGAGUCUGCCUUCUGGUGCUCUAUCUCCUACUAUGAACUGAAUCAACGUGUAGGAGAGACCUUCCAUGCUUCCCAGCCAUCCCUCACAGUCGACGGAUUCACAGACCCCUCUAACUCUGAGCGCUUCUGUCUGGGCUUGCUGUCAAAUGUAAAUCGCAAUUCAGCAGUAGAGCUCACACGGAGACAUAUAGGACGAGGCGUGAGGUUGUAUUACAUUGGGGGAGAAGUGUUUGCAGAGUGUCUCAGUGACAGUGCCAUCUUUGUCCAGAGUCCCAACUGCAACCAACGCUACGGUUGGCAUCCUGCCACUGUCUGCAAAAUCCCUCCAGGCUGCAACCUAAAGAUCUUCAACAACCAGGAGUUUGCUACCCUGCUUGCCCAGUCAGUCAACCAGGGCUUUGAGGCUGUCUACCAGCUCACCAGGAUGUGUACCAUUCGCAUGAGUUUUGUCAAGGGCUGGGGGGCUGAGUACAGGCGUCAGACAGUGACCAGCACCCCCUGCUGGAUUGAGCUACAUCUCAAUGGCCCUUUGCAGUGGCUGGACAAGGUCCUCACCCAAAUGGGCUCUCCCAGCAUCAACUGCUCUAGUAUGUCCUAGGAGCAAUACAUGCUUCCCAACAGCCCUUUCCCCCAUCUACACAGCUAAAUACAAACCAUACAGGAAAACUCAAAUGUCUUUUAGUGAUAAUGAAAGAGCUGCCAUUCAUCAAAUCAUUAAUUCAGUCUCCAACAUUUCACCUCAUAUACAGAGGACUUUCCUUAGUAGCAUUUAGUCUCCAUUUUAAGGUUGUAUUAGCACUUAACCAUUGUUUGGUUUUCAUUUGUUCCAUGUGCAGCAAUAGGGUAUUUGCAGUACAUUUCAAAAGAAAAAAACAUUCUUUGUUACUCAUUCAAACAUCAGGCUUACUGUUGUAACUUCUUUUUUGUAAAGGAGACUGAAAUAUCUGUUUUCCAAGUUGGUACAGUUUCAGCUUGAUUAUCUAAAUAGUUCAAACCAUUUUGAUUCUGUGAAUUAGUCAAGAUUAUGAGUAUGCUACCAUCACUGGUGUUUCAGUGUCCUGGUGCCACUCAUUGCAAUCGCUGAAUUGGGAAGCUUAUCAACUGAACCAUGAAUUAACCUGGAAAAUGUCAUUGAGUAGUGAUUAAAUAGAAUAUAUUUAAGUAAUAUUUUAAGUACAAGGUACUUUACCCAUAUUGAUUUAUCUGUAACAAUGAAAGCAUCCAUUACCUGAUUGGUAUUUUAUCUAUUUAAAAAGAAUAUAGACAUUAACACCACGUCUGUGCAGAUUCUCAGUCAUCCAGGUCAUAGUAAACUGAAAAAACUUAGAAAAAAAUAAACUGGACUAGAUUUCUACCUAGAAAUCUAGUCCAGUUGAUUUUUUUCUAAGUUUUUUCAGUUCAUUAACACCACGGUUUCUUAAAAAGAUCCCUUGUAUCAAAACUAUUUUGCUCAGUGAAAGACAUUUUAUAAGUUAUUUUUGCAUACUGUCCUGCAUGGGAAUAUAUUUUUGUUAUUGCCUCUAUGAUUGUACAUACAUAUUUAUAGCUUGUGAUUUCCUGUAGUCAUGCAUUGCCUGAAACAGUGGACCUGACUGACCUCAGGCACGUGUAGUUUCAUAAUCCAUAACUUGUACUCCUUAAAUACAAGUUUCUCUAUUGCAGGUCAACUGGCUCUUAAGUUUAACACACCUAAGAUUACUGUACUAGCAGUUACUGUUAACUGCAAGCACAGGGACACAUGACAUGCAGUAUCCAUGAUCAUAGUGGACUGAUAUCUUAAGUGUGAAGGGAACUCAGUAGCAGAGAACAUGGCUGUGCUUUUCACGUGUUAGCCAAUAGUACAUUAUGCUCCUUGUGGGUAAAUGAUGCACUUGAUCAGAGUAAUGCUUCAGUUCUGGUGGCAAUUUGUUUGUCCAAUAAAUGUAUAUUAAAUGUACAUUGCUACAAUAUAAAGCAUGUGUAAUGCUCGCUGCCCUUGUCUUUAAAGCCACCGUGUUAAUCC
This is a messenger RNA of Monopterus albus (swamp eel), 3043 nucleotides long. It is a transcript of the gene smad3b, whose product is annotated as SMAD family member 3b. Lineage: Eukaryota; Metazoa; Chordata; Actinopteri; Synbranchiformes; Synbranchidae. Gene Ontology annotation, cellular component: heteromeric SMAD protein complex. The transcript is spliced from 9 exons. The record is from RefSeq and is a predicted model, not a curated record. Gene Ontology annotation, molecular function: RNA polymerase II cis-regulatory region sequence-specific DNA binding; I-SMAD binding; DNA-binding transcription factor activity, RNA polymerase II-specific. Gene Ontology annotation, biological process: activin receptor signaling pathway; transforming growth factor beta receptor signaling pathway; anatomical structure morphogenesis. Bases 362 to 1639 code for a protein of 425 amino acids.